CGUGUCCAGUGAAGCUCGCAUCAUCAUCGGCCGAACAACGUUUGUUUAUUUGCGUUGCUGUUUUGCAAGAGCCCGCGCGAUGAUUUUCUUCAAAACCAGUAAGUGUAAUUAUAAUAUUAUUGUUUCAAAGGUAAACGAAAUCUAUAUGAUCUUAUCUGGAUAUUCGGAACGUAAACACAUUUCGUUUACUAAAUUUAAGUACCUCAUAUUGUUACGAUCAUUACGACCUCUAAAAUUAAACACAUUUUUUUCAAUAAUUAUUAUUAAUUCCAAAUGAUAAUAUCGGGCAAGAGCAGUGACGUACGCAAAGAGAAGGUUUUUAGGUUUAAUUAAUUUAAUUAAUGAUAUAACUCCUUAUAUCCUUUAAUCGGUUUAGGAAUACAAGAAAUUUACGAUUGUUAAUUUAGUAAUUUAAUCUUGAAGUUAUACAUUUCGAUCAAGUUACAGCGAAAAGUUUGAUUUUUUGAUUAAAAUGUAGACUCAUUUGGUUUACAAGGAAAUACUACUAUUCAUUCAUGACUACAGUUGUCCCAUCUACUAAUUUAAUUUCCCAUUUGUUAGCCAAUUAAAAGCAGAGUUUUUAAAAAGUCCUUUCAAUAACCGAAAACAAUAAAUCAAUUAAAUUUAACGUUUCUCACCUAUCCCUUCCAUCACAUCCCCUAUAUCCUUUUUAAAUUCAUCGGGCCAUCAGGGUAACUCAGAAAUUAAUAAAAAUAUACCACACAUCAUGUGUAAGCUACACUUUAGGGGUAACUCAACUCCUAAAGGGGUUGAAUUUUAAAAAUCCGACUUUGAAAAUUCGAGGUAUACACGGUCCUGUACAUCAAUUUCCGUGCACAUUUUCAGAUCAUUAUAUAAAAUCGAUUUGAUUGUGUAUUGUACACGUGUAUUUACGCAUUAAAAUAUUCAAUUUAAAGCAAAUUGAGUUGCCUAUAGUGUUGGCGCAACAAAAAAUUAUUUAAAUGCAUUAUACGAGUACAUAGGUACUAUAUUUUGCAAUAUACCGUUAGUAGUUAUUUCUCCAAAAUAUUAUCAAAAAGAAAAAAUAUAAAGAUAUAGCUAAAAUCAAAGAUUAUUCAUCUUCGGGGAUCGAUAAUUGUUUUAGUUCAUUUUUUGUCGGACGACCCAAGUACUUUUCAAUCAUCAUUUUCUUAUCUAGUACGUAGUGCACAUCAGAAGGCUGUGGCACCAUCAUGGUCACUAUUUUACCGUAGUUGUUCAAUAUGCUUUUAAUUUUCAUUUUGUAAAACAUAAGCUGUCGAGAAUCCCGGUUUAAAUCGUUUAGCUUUUUGGUUCUUUGUUGUAUGAGCGAUUCCAAUUCUUUCCGAUUUGUUUCGUCAUCGUUGAUUACUGGCAGUUCGGGAGGCGGUUGCGAUUGUUUGGACGAUAAUAUUCUUUGAUAAUUUAUUUUCGCCAAAGCGAGAUCUCUGUUGUAUUUUUUUAUCAAUGACUUUUUCAGAUUUUCGUAGUUUUCGUCGUGUUUUUGUUUCAUGUCUGCUAGUUGUUUUUCGUUUGUUUGCUGAUAACAAUCAAUUAACUGUCUAUAGUAAUUUUUGAAAUCCGCCAAAUUCUGUAUCUUGAAACGUUCGAAUUUCUUUCCUAAAUGUUUUUUCUGCUCUAAUAUCGAUUCUUGGAAAUCUGCCGAAGUCAAUCUCUUCACUUCCAUUAAAUAUUGCUUUCUACGUUCUUCGCAGCCAUUCCGCGUGUCUGCAGUCGCCGUGGCUAAAUCUUUCUACAGAAUAUACUAGCAUAUUAGUUCAAAUAUAAAUUAACGAUAGAAAAAAUACUCGUUUAAAAGAAAUAUGUCUGAACUUUUGUAUUACAAAUUCAAUUCUAUUUUUUACCAUCGGUUUCAAGUUGCUAAGUAUAUAGGUACAUUUUUACCGAUACGAGUGCUUGGGUAAGCUAUUCAAAUAGAAAAAUAUAAAAAGUUGAAAGACGUUAAAAAGGCUAGUUAGAAAUGCAUGUUGGUUAUGUUGCAGGUGAAUAAAAAAUAUUUAUUGAAGAUUCUCCAUGAACCGAACAGACAGUAGGUUCUUCGAAAAUUCAUGACGAUUGAAAAAUAUUUUCAAUUUUAAUAUAGAUAUAUAAUUAAAUUUAUUCCACAAUUUAUUUUAAACCCUUUUGCGCAAAAUAGCCAUAUAACUCGGUAAUAUUUUCUAUUUAUACUGUUAUUAGGUUAUGUUUUAUAGAUUCUAAGUGAAGGAUAUAUCGGUUACUGGAAUGUAUUUUUUUUUUUUGUCUAUGUAUGUCUGUAAACAACUUUUCUACCAAAAAUCUUGCUCAAAUAACAAACACUAUUGGAUAUUUUGUAGCAUUUUUUUAAUUUAGGAGAUAAUUUUUCAAUUUUACUUUAGGUUUUCUUAAAAAAUAGAAAAAAUUUUAAUUCUUUUAUAAUUGUUGUUUUCUGGUUUACCCAAGGUAGUAUGUCUAAAAAGGAAAAAUACGAAUAAUAAUACUCUGGUAAGAAUUAUUUUUCAUUAACAAUGGUUUAUUGUUGCGUACAAAUAUAAAUUUAAUUUCCACUCUUAAUUUUCACCUACAACAGUGGCCCACCCAUCGUUCGAAGUAUUUUUUUUCUGUCUCUACCAUUUAUUCGAAAGCAAUAACGCGAGACGUACUCUCUGAACUUACGUUAAAUUUUAUUUGUGUUUCUUCGGUAAAUUGUAGCAGUUUUUUUUUGCUUUCCGACUGUAUGUUCGCCUUUUCUUUUUGAAGCUGACGUUGCACUAGGUUCUCCAUCGUCUUCCGUUUCUGCUCGACCGUGUUUUGCAAUCCGUCUUUCAGAUCGUUAAAACAUUUGUUCAUCAGAAAGUCACCCUUAACUGAAACCAGAAGAGACAAUAAUAAUAUUUUAAAACUACACACUAUUUAAUAAUAAUUAGAGCUCGGAUUUUCAUGCACUUAAAAUUAUCCUAAUGUGUAUGAUGCAUUUUUAUACAUUCUAUAAAAUUGACUAAAAAGGUUAGGUUAGGCAUUGAAAGUCAUAAAAUACGCACUUUCACCUAAAAAUACUUCAAAUUAUGUACAAACAAUAAAACGUUUAAAUUUAUAAAAUGUAUAUGUUUUUUCAGUCAGUUUUUUUUUGUAAAAAGUUGUGCUCAUUCUAGUAUUCUAAUAUGGACAUGAAAUGUAUACAGACAGGAGAAUCCUAUCACGACUACAUUAUUAAUGUUAUGAUGAAAAAUUAGAAAGCAUACGGAAUAAAUACAAUACAAAAUGUACGGGUACAAUACAGGCAUUUUAAAGUAAACAAUUACAAAAAAUAUACUAAAAUAUGCAUUUAUAAUCAUAAUAUCAUAGUAUGAAAAAUAAAAACUGUAUAAUUUCAUUCAGUAGUAUUUGAACUGAAUUCAUAAUUGCUGCUCAAGGAUGGACUGUGGAGUAUACAGUCUACUGUUCUAGAAAAUAAAACGACUAGGAACUAUUCGAGGAUGUAGCUGGAAAAAAUUUCGGGGAGUCCAUCAUUUUUUUAAUCAAUUUUAUGAUCGUUUAGAAUUUUUCUACAAUUGUUAUAUAUUGAAUAAAAUUCAAGGGAAUCCGAACCGCUCCUAGGUACGGUUUUAAGUCUUGUCAAUCUAACCAAAAUAACAACACUUUCCCAUAAACCAUCAAAAUUCACAAUUUUAUUAAGUACUAAUUUAUUGUAGUAUUUUAAAUUUGAAAUUUUUGCUAGGUGGUGUUACUAGGGGUCAUUUUGAUACUGUACUAAAAUUAUUUUCACGUAAGGAGAUAAUAAUUUUGUUCUGGUUUACAUUUUUGCAAAUUCUUAAGAAAUAAAAUAAACAUUUUUUUUUUAAAGAAUUGUUAACCCUGUUAACUACUAGCACGGUCCACCUUUAUAGGUAAAAUUUAAAUUGGACAAAACGUAGGACCAUAUAUUUAUUAUUAUACAUUAUUAUUUUUAUACAUCAGAGCCCUAGACAGUAAUAAUUGUAUAAGCAUUCCUUCUCCUCCUCCACAAUCUGUUACCUAAAAUCUUCUUGUGUAAGUUCGCUUUACGUUGUUUUUCCCAUUCUACCGGAGAGGGUAUUCUGCGAACGACGUUUGACCGAAAAUUGGCAGGUCUCUUUCUGAGCUUUUUCUCGGACACCUAGUUAGUAAACAAAAUAUACAUAUAUAAUAUAAUAGUAAAAAGUUAGAAAUCGAUGUUUAAUGGUAUUACAUUAAAACAUCUAGCGGUUCCUUGUACAUCGUGCGAAUUAUACGUUAAUUUUUUUGUGUGUGUUUCUGUCGUUUAUGAUAUAGAAUUAUACGGCUUUUAAAAAUUAAAAUAUUUAUCAUUCCAGUAAAAUUUACCCAUCAUGCCGAAUGAACAAAAAUCUAUAUAUUAUAUUAUAUUAUUACGUCUAUAUUAUUACGAGUGCAAGCCAGAAUCGCUUGUAAAUAUAUAAUAUCAUAUCUAUCGUUUAAAUUAUUUUUGAUUUAUAAACGUUGUAUUUUAUGGUAUUCGAACAAAUAAUGUACAUUUUUUAACCCUAUCUAUUUAAAAACAAAUAAAUGUUCGUAUUUUAAUCUCCAGACUCACGUGUGAGCUCUCAACAUAGUUCGAAUUUCUAAAAGUACCUUACUAUUGCACAAAUUAUUGUGCAUGAUAUAUAGAACCACAGUGUAAAUUUCAAGUUUGUAUACCAAACCGUUCAUGUGGUAGAGCGAUAAGAAAGUGAGUAGUAUUUGUUUUAGAUUGGGAGCGUAAUGAGGGAUCUAUUGGCUUCUUUUUUAUGUCUGUGAACAACUUUUCUAUUAAAAAUCUUGCUCCGAAGUAUCAAGUUUAGCAGUUUUUCUGAAAGUUAAUUUUCUAUAGUUGGUGCAUUGAGGGGUAAUUUUUUGAUUUUUUUAGAUUUUUUUCAAAAUAAUUGGGAAAAACCAAAAAAGACGAAAAGUAUGAUUUUUUUUCUUCAAAUUAUGCCGUAACGAUUUUAUUAUUUUUUUACAAUUAUGCAUUAUAAAUUAUUUGUCGGAAAUGUUUUGUGUAAAUUAAAUAAUAUUUUUUAAUUUUAAAUCAUACGACGAAGGUAAACGUUCGAAAUAACGUUAUAAUAAAAUUAGGUAUAAAAUUAUCACGACACGAACUAAAAUUAAUAACCGAAAAUUAUUUAGCUUUUUGGAAUACGUACCUUUGCACUGUUCAUCCUGAUUUUAGUAAAUUCAAAAGAAACAAUAUGAGUGUACAAUAUUAGAUUUAAAAAACUAAAUAUAAAAUAAUAAAUAAAUGUAAACAAAAUAUCAUCUAUUAUAAAGAUAAAUAUAAAUGUUCGAUAUUAAAACCUUAGUAACUGUAAAAUAAAAUAAAAAUUUAAUCGUGAAAAAAUUUACAAAUAGCUAUAUUUUUUAUUUAGUAUAUUUACUAAAAUAUAGUAAAUAAACUCUGAAACUCAAUAAUAAUACUUUAAUUUAAACUUGGUAUUUGCAUUGCAUAAUAUUAUGUGCAAGUGUAAACAUUUUUGGCUAAUCGAACGGCAAUGGUCUUGGAUAAUAAUGGAAAAUAUUUAAAUGCUGCAAAUUGAAUAAGCAUCCUAAAAAAAAAAAAAACAAAAAUUAUGUAAUGUAAAGAAAAUAGAAAAAUUUAAUUUUAAAAAUAAUAAAAUAUAAGCUUUCCCAGUGAGGCACAGUAAUCUAUUGAUUUCAAAUAAAAAUAAAAAAUAAUAAUAAUUUUGUUUUGUGCAUUUAUUAGUGUAACUGAAGGUAGAACCAAUUAAAUUUGAGAAUUUACCGCGGGAAAUUUAAAUAUUAUUUUAGUAUUACUAUUCUUAAAAUGACAUCGAUUUUAACGAUUUUAAGAUAACAUGGUACGGUUGCCCGGACUAGCAAUAAUAAUAAUUAUUAUGAUGUGGCAAAUUUAAGACCGAUAAUUGAAUAGUAACAGUACUUAGUUUAUGUCAGGUUUUAGCAUAUAAUCUGACGAAACACAAUAUUACACGAUCGUAAAGUUUUGGUUGUAUGAAACGGUAUUACGAAAAACGAACUAUUUGUCUUGACUGUUUUCUGACGUCACUUACCAUUGUUUAACGCUAUUAUCAUUGGCUAUAGUCAUUGCCAUUUUAUUGAGGGUAUUGCAGAGAAUAAUAAUAUGUGUUAUAAUAUUGUCAUAUUAUGUUUCGUUAUUUUACGUUUUCGUCGAUUCAAUAUGUCACCGUAUGUAAUGCGUUUUUUUUCAUUUUGUAAUACAGGUAUCUAAUAAUAACAUUAUUUUUGCUCUUAUAGUAACCAUAAAAUACCAUAAUGUUAAAACAGAGACACAGAGUAAUCAAUAGAACGGGCUUACAAACGGGUCGAUGGAAAUUACGAAUUGUAAUGUUAAAAUAAUUUUUUUUUAUGGGAUUUUUGAUAAUAUAAUAAUAGGUUGCCAUUUGUAAAUUAAAAGCGGGCAGUGGUCUGCGUGUAACAUUUUAAAGCUGGUUUGUAUCUUAAAUUUUCCAAAAAAAAUACUUUUUUUCCGGAGUAAAUAAUGAGCGUUGUUACGUUGUGUGGUUCACUUUGUAUUAUAACGCGAGCGGCUAAAGUCUAUGCUUAAAGUUAAAAAAAAAAAAAUAGACAAUUUAGUUGGAAAUUAUGAAUUUCGACGAGUUGAUGAUCUACAUAAUUUGUUAUUUAGACUCAGGAGUGCCAUCGUUACGCUAUAAAAAGCCGUUAUUUUUGUUUAAUGAAGAAUUAAAAAAAAAAAAAAAAAACCUUCCUACAUUUACUAUAAAUUAUUGUUUAUAUUAUUUAUUAUUAGAGUGCGCAUUAUAAAAAUAAUUUUGAGUACAAUUUUGCAUCUCUGACGUAGUUACUUAUGGGACUUGGUUCCGUAGUCAUUUUUGCAGUUUCCGUUUAAAAACGGAACUCAACGAAUCGAGGUCAUUUGUUAUUUUUAUUUGCAGUACGGUUUUACACUUUUACGCGUGCGUAAUUAAACGGAUAAUUUUACAAAUUAUUGCAACCCUCUUCAUCCUGUAGGUUCGUUUUUUUCCAUUUAUAUUUAUGCAUAUUCUCAUUCGAAAAAUUUGUUUGGAAAGCAUAUAGAUAAACCACGUUUAUGGUUCAUUUUUCAUAGUAUUGCGCUAACUCAAGCUUUUAACUAUACGGAACGGAAUAGCUAUCAAAGUCUUUUGUCGAAAAGACUAAUUUCGAUUCAAACAGAUAUAUAAAAACAGAAUUAUGUUGCGACUCUAAUCUAACCAAACCAAAUUUUGUUUUUCAGCGGUGACCAUUACCACGGUAAUAGCAUUCGCGUCGGCUUGGUCUACACAAUUUCCGCAAUUUUUCCAUUCGCUUCAACCGCCGCCACCGCCACCGACGCCUUUUGUGCCAUUUUAUCAACAAGCUCAACAGCAGCUACUGCUGUCGCGUUACCGCCCGAACCAACAUCAAUUCCAUCAACCAUUACUGUCAUGGUACCAAUCGCCACCGACCGUUUCGACUAUGCUGCCUCUGCGCGUUUUACCACCGCAAGACGCUGACCAUCAUCAACACCACCAUCACCACCAUCACCAUGUAAUCUAUUACUUUUCCGUGGAACCCGAUCGGGUGGCCGGCCGAAAUAUUAGGUUGGAUUCGCGUCGGCCAUCAUGCGACGGUCACCAUCAACCGGUGGAGGUUCCCGGAUUCCCACCGGAGUACCUUCCGCCAUCACCACCGCAGGUACCACAGAUACCACAGAUACCACCACCGACCACAACGCAACCUCCUUGCGACGACGACGAUACCGUGAUCGUAGACAACGUCGACUACUAUCCGUUUGGCAAAAAGCCGAUAGUCGUCGCGUCCGAAUCCGUGGUCCUAAACCGUACACAACUUCCGAAUCAAAGUCCGCCACGAAACGUGUCAAAUUUCAUUUUAUCCAACUAUUUGCUGCCACCCAAUAAAUAGUGAACGAAAUAAACGGAUGUUUCGACAAGUAUCGAAAUUAUUGGUGGCACUACGCAAAUAUGUCCAAAUGCGCGGUUCAGCGUCAAACUUUAACUCUGAUUGACUGGCAUAUUAUUUUAUAUUAUUUAUAAACGGACUUAUCAUCAUGCUAAUUCACAUUUCGAAUCUAGGUACCUAAAUAUAUAUAUAUAUAAGUAUAUUCAGUACUUAAUAUUAAGAAAUUAAAUAUUUUCCUUGAAAUUUAAAGAAUUAUAAUAAAUCAAAAAGUUAUUGGCAUACUUGUUUAUGUUAUUAUAUCUAAUUCGAG
Messenger RNA from Cinara cedri, 8158 nucleotides. The record is from the annotation of a GenBank genome assembly. Lineage: Eukaryota; Metazoa; Arthropoda; Insecta; Hemiptera; Aphididae.